This is a messenger RNA of Juglans regia (Persian walnut), 1922 nucleotides long. Its product is annotated as sulfite exporter TauE/SafE family protein 3-like. The transcript is spliced from 12 exons. NCBI's taxonomy places the organism in Eukaryota, Viridiplantae, Streptophyta, Magnoliopsida, Fagales, Juglandaceae. The record is from RefSeq and is a predicted model, not a curated record. Gene Ontology annotation, cellular component: membrane; Cul4A-RING E3 ubiquitin ligase complex. The coding region runs from base 223 to 1662 and encodes 479 amino acids. Gene Ontology annotation, biological process: protein ubiquitination.
AGCACCCCUCAGUUCUUGAUUUCUUCGAGUUUCCCCCAAACCCAGUAGAGUGACUGUGCUCUCUCGCAGAAACAAAUAAGAAGAGAGACCAUUUUAGGCUAAGGAAAAACAUACAGCCAGAGUAGUUGUCAGAAACAAUACAUACAUAUAUAUAUAUAUAUAAAUAUAUACUAUCUUUCUUCUUUCCUCGUUUGCUGGAGUCGCAUACUACUGUCUGUCGACAUGGCUCGGACUCAGCUGAAUCAGAGAGCUUUGGCAAUGUCAACUGCGGCGGUUGCGUGGUUUCUGUUCGGGUGCCUAGUAAUGAUGAGCAACUUCAGUUGCGCAGAGAGAGUCUUGAAAGAUAAAGUGCCGGAAAUUUUUGUCCCCGAGAAACAAGACAGACCUGGAUUUCUGCUUAGAAUGGUUCAUUUCUUCUGGCAGGGUGGGAAAUCUUCUUAUGAGCAUGUUUGGCCGGAAAUGGAGUUCGGAUGGAAAAUUGUAGUAGGAACAAUAGUUGGAUUCUUUGGCGCAGCAUUGGGCAGCGUUGGAGGGGUUGGAGGUGGUGGAAUUUUCGUCCCAAUGCUCACUUUGAUCAUUGGUUUCGACCCCAAAUCUUCCACUGCCAUCUCUAAGUGUAUGAUUAUGGGUGCCGCGGGAUCAACAGUAUACUACAAUCUGAGACUUAGACACCCAACAUUGGACAUGCCCCUUAUAGAUUAUGAUCUGGCAUUGCUCUUCCAGCCUAUGCUAAUGCUAGGAAUUAGCAUUGGUGUUGCCUUCAACGUCAUGUUUGCUGACUGGAUGGUCACUGUUCUACUUAUCAUCCUUUUUAUUGGUACAUCAACAAAAGCUUUAUUCAAAGGUGUAGAUACAUGGAGGAAAGAGACAAUGAUGAAGAAGGAAGCAGCUAAGCAGUUGGAAUCAGAGACAAAACCUGCUGAUGGCUCUGGAGAAGAAUACAAAGCACUACCAAGUGGUCCUGCUAAUAACCAAGAAGAGGAGGUUCCCCUAGUACGCAACAUAUAUUGGAAAGAAGUAUCAAUGCUUGUUUAUGUCUGGGUGGCUUUUCUUAUUGUUCAGAUUGUUAAGACAUAUACAGAGACCUGCUCCAUCAAGUACUGGGUUCUGAACUCCUUGCAGGUACCAAUUGCUGUAUCAGUCACACUUUUUGAAGCCAUAUGCUUAUACAAAGGAACCAGGGUGAUUGCAUCUAAGGGAAAGGAAAUCACAAACUGGAAGUUGCAUAUGAUUUUUCUAUACUGUAGCUGUGGUAUAAUAGCUGGUAUGGUCGGUGGACUGCUUGGGUUAGGAGGUGGUUUUAUCUUGGGACCCCUUUUUCUUGAACUUGGAAUUCCUCCUCAGGUAGCAAGCGCCACAUCAACCUUUGCAAUGGUAUUCUCAUCCUCCAUGUCAGUUGUACAAUAUUACCUUCUCAACCGUUUCCCAGUUCCAUACGCCUCAUAUUUUGUUUUAGUUGCAACAAUUGCUGCCUUUGCUGGUCAGCAUGUAGUGAGGAAGAUAAUUGCACUUCUUGGCAGGGCAUCAAUAAUCAUCUUCAUACUAGCUCUGACAAUAUUUGUGAGCGCAAUCAGCUUAGGUGGGGUGGGCAUUGCAAAUAUGGUUGAGAAGAUGGCAAAUCAAGAAUAUAUGGGCUUUGAAAAUCUCUGUCACCAUGCUUAACUAUGUUGUGCGGCGAUAUUGCUACCUCUCUACUUCGGCUCUACAUGGUCACCUAUUUUCCCAUUUGGUUUCAAGCAAAAGAUCACGGAUUGUCUAUGCUACUAGAUGUUCAAUUCAUUAUAUCAGUCUCUCGUGAAACUUCACCACAGUGCCUUUCUAUUUUAGCUUAUUGAAAUUUGUUUUACUGAAAACAUUUCCAUGAUCCAAGAAUUCUGUAAGCUCAUUACUGAGCACAAAUAACACAAAAUUUCAAGCUUUAA